Sapajus apella (tufted capuchin) is the source of this 2213-nucleotide messenger RNA. It is a transcript of the gene SMIM33, whose product is annotated as small integral membrane protein 33. The record is from RefSeq and is a predicted model, not a curated record. Lineage: Eukaryota; Metazoa; Chordata; Mammalia; Primates; Cebidae. The coding region runs from base 1 to 819 and encodes 272 amino acids. The transcript is spliced from 4 exons.
AUGGAAAGGAAAAGUGACCCUAGUGUACGGAGCUGGGUUGGGGGCCUCCAGCCCAGCACAGUGAUGGGCGGCCAGCCCUCCUUUACCCAGCUGGCCGCCAGUCCCAAAGGGAGCCCCGUGCCGGCCCGGACAAUGCACCAGGACUUUAGGAAGCAGGUGCUCUCUCACUACUGCCCAGGAUGUGGGGACAGCAGCCCACAGCAUGCCAAGACUCCGGACCCAGGGCACAGGAUCUAUUUAGGAAUUUUGCUGGAGACCUGGGAAGAGGCAACAGUCUUUACUCUGACUUUUUGUCUUUCUGCCUUUGUCUCUGGUCCCUUGCCCCACCUCCCACCUCAGGUUCCUUUGGGUGUUUGUCUCUCUUUAUUUUGGUCAUUUUCUGUGUGUAUACAUCCAUGUCACCCUCUCUCUCUGCCACUCCCCUCCCAGGCUGGCCACUACUCCUGGCCCUCUCCAGCUGUGAACAGCUCAUGGGGGCAGGAGCCCCAGAGGCAGCUUCCGGAGGUGCUAGGUGGCACCUGGGAACCACCUCGAGGUGACGGGCUGCACAUAGUCACCAUCAUCGUCACUAUCUUUGUUCUGCUGGCAGUCUGCAUCGUGGUGGCAGUCCACUUUGGGCCAAGGCUGCACCAGGGCCGUGCCACACUCCCUACAGAGCCAUCAACCCCAAAGCCGGAGGAUGGCAUCUACCUCAUCCACUGGCGGGUGCUGGGCCCCCAAGACAGUCCUGAAGAAGCACCGCAGGGCCCUCUUGUUCCUGGCUCCUGCCCUGCGCCAGAUGGACCCAGGCCCAGCAUCGAUGAAGUCACACAUCUAUAGCAGCGAGACUGGAAAGUUAGCCUGAUCUAGCUCAGAACAAGAAACCAGACAGAGAAAUAGGGCAAAAGCAAAUUGGAGCCUGGGCAUCAGAGCAUCGGAAGGGCACACUGGACUCAGCUGGAGCUGCUAUCUCAGAACAUUUAUAGAGAAAGUCCUGUGGUAGGCAGGAGACAUCAAAGAAGCUCGAGGGCCCUGCCCAGAAACACGCUGCUGGGGGCCUUCCCAGGGCCCGAGGCCACCUCACAAGGUCACUCCCUCUUCAGGGACCACCAGGCCCCUAAAUCAUCUUUUCCAAGUCUCUGCUCCUUCACCGAACCCCUAGCCUCCUUCCCUUUUGUUGUAACAUGAAUCCAGCUUGGGAGGUUCCACCAGCUCCCCCAAGCAGGAAUGCCAGAGGCCCCAUGGAGCGGCCCUGAUCCUACAAAGGCCAGCCAGGGAGACCCCAGGCAGGGAAGCUGGGGUCCACCUUCCCUGAGACUCCCUGGGCUCAGGGAAGUGACGAAUGCCUAUCCUCCGUCAGUCAGGGGCCAUCCUUCAGCUGUCAGGGCCCAGACCUUGUUGACAAGCUCUAAAGUCCUUGUAAGCCCAAGCACAAUUUAUAGUUCAAAGGCUGGCUUUCAAAGGUCCCCACCAACUCUGUCUUGCCUCCCCAGAAGGGAUGGGGGGAAUUUGGGGGGCUCUCAUUGCCUUCCACUUUCUGUGUGCCUGGGCCUGUUGGAAAAGCCUAGAAUGUACCACAGGACAUUUCCCAGAUCUUUCCAGCUGAUGAAAAAACAGGAAAGGAAAAGGAGCUCCAUGGAACUUGUUUGGGGAAGGAAGGAGUGGGGUGGGGACCACUACCAGCAGUGGGAGGGCCUGGAUCUAGUCAGCAGGGGGGUCAGGAAGAUGCAGCCAGGGGCCAGGAAGACAAAACUGGACUUUCUGGUGGCUCAGUGCCUCCUGGUGGCACUGCCUUCCCCAGCACCUCUGAAUCUCACUCAUCUGUAGUCCAGAACAUGCAGACAGACAUUUAUGGCGGGACCUCUGGUGCUUUACCCUGGAGAACCCCUGGGGGCAUUGGCUGGGAAAUAACAGAAGAUAAAAAGGAACAGAGGUGGGGACUGCAGUGUGUACAGAGGACAGGCUUGCCUCCUUUGGGACUGGGGAGAGGCAGCUAAAAUGUUAAUAGCUGCCCCUUGUUGGACAGGGGCAGGACACCAGGCUUCUCUGUGGACCUACAGAUAUGAUACCAUUCACUCCUCGAAAAAACCUCCAGGGGAGGGGCCGCUGCUAUCCCUGUUUUACACUUGGGGACACUGAGGCUUGUUUAUCAAGACACCUAGGUAGACACAGGUACUAAGCAGUGAAGUCAGGAUUUGAACCUGGGGUCAUCAGAGUCCACAGCCUAAGCCCUA